Messenger RNA from Postia placenta MAD-698-R-SB12, 330 nucleotides. RefSeq lists its product as hypothetical. The transcript has a single exon. Lineage: Eukaryota; Fungi; Basidiomycota; Agaricomycetes; Polyporales; Adustoporiaceae. The record is from RefSeq and is a predicted model, not a curated record. The coding region runs from base 1 to 330 and encodes 109 amino acids.
AUGGUGUACUUAACGACCAAUAUCCGUGCCACCGCUGUCAUUUCCACUUUGUUAUUUGCUCUGCUGUCUAUUGUUGUCGUUGAAUUCAGAGUGUUAUUGCCGAAAAGAGGGCGCCUCUCCGGCGCGCCUGAGGCACACAAGGGCGAAACCGUCGAGCAAGAGGCCACCAACUUCGUUUUCGGGUUCGCCUCGCUCGCCAUCGGCGCAGCCACCGGACAAAAGGAGGCACCACAUGUCGAACAGGGAGGCGCACACGGUGAAACCGCCGCAGAAGAGAAGGAUGAGACGGCAGUCGGCGUGGGCGCCGCGCUUCCUGAUCCGACAAGGUAG